Molecule: messenger RNA, 9451 nt
Organism: Doryrhamphus excisus (bluestripe pipefish)
Lineage: Eukaryota; Metazoa; Chordata; Actinopteri; Syngnathiformes; Syngnathidae
Gene: eys
Product: EGF-like photoreceptor maintenance factor
Biological process (GO): axon guidance; Notch signaling pathway
Molecular function (GO): Notch binding; calcium ion binding
Source: RefSeq, a predicted model, not a curated record
UCUCCUAGCAACAUGCGUCCUCCUAAAGCGGUCCUUUUUCCCCCAGAGAGAACUGCAUCUCAACUCUGAAUAAGUAACUCUGCAAAGUGCCGCUGCAGAUCACCGGUGAAGAUUCUUUACAACUUAAUGGUUUUUGGCUUCUUUGCAACACUUCCCGGAGGUCAUAAUUGGUUGGGAUCAGAAGUGAUAAGAAACCAUGAAGACAUUACUCUUUAACAUGAUAGCCAUUCUUAUCAGCUGCACUGUUCAUUGCCAAGCCUACUGCAACAAACCAGUUACACUUGAGUGGCAAAUGAACCAGCACACCAUCCAAAUAAACUGGACACUCAUAGAAAACAUUUGUGGCACCACUGAAGACUGUGCGGAAUUCAACAGCCCACAGAUUUGCCCACUUCAGCUGCAGCACGGCGACAGGCUUUUGAUGGCCGCAGACGAAACACUGACGUCAUAUGGGAUCAGACUAGUCAACGUCUCGAAGGACAACUUUGAGAGCUGUUCUGCAAACGGGUUGACAGAAGGCCAGUUUGUUUUCCCUCAUCACAUAAAUGGAAGCGAACAAGUGGACAGCAAGUGGCUGGAGCCAGGUGUCCACUACUUCAUUGCUCUGCACGACAAAGACACUCAGCUGUGUAAGCUUGGGUUAAGACUCAACGUGACGUUGAAGGUGCAGCUUUGUCAGGCCUCCACUAUGGUUCCACUUUGCUCUGGGAAGGGUGUUUGUCAAACGGACCAAUGGGAACAGGCGUACUACUGUCGAUGUCACCACCACUACUCUGGGAGGUUUUGCGAAAAAUAUGACGCCUGUUUGGAUAACCCGUGUAAAAACAAUGGAGUCUGCUUGAGUGAUGGAUCCGCAGAUCCAAACCGCAGAACGUAUACCUGUCUGUGUCCUCCACAUUUCACAGGAACAAACUGCUCUGAAGUCAUUGGAAAGGAAAACUGCAAGAGAAUGUGCACCAACGGGACGUGUGUUCAAGUGUCAUCUACCUCCUUCAAAUGCUUCUGUGGUGCCGAAUUCUCAGACUCGCCUUGUGAGAGAACAUCCACUUGUGAUCAAAAUCCAUGCAGAAACGGGGGCAUAUGUGAGGAGACUCCCAAAGGUCCGGUCUGUCAUUGUCCUGAAAGCUUUGUGGGCCUCUACUGCGACGCCAGAGCUGCCUUUGAUUGCAUGUCAAAUGCAUGUCAUGAAGAGCAAAUUUGCAGUGCAGGACAGCAUGCCUCUGAGUGUGUGUGUGCAGAUGGUCAAGUGGUCCCAGCAUGCAAGGCCAGACAGCGGAACGUGUGCAGCCCAUCACCGUGCCUCAACAAUGCCACCUGUGUGUCCAGGGGAGGUGAUUAUGUGUGCAGAUGUUUGCGGCCGUUUUCCGGGAAGAAUUGUGAAGAAGUAAUCGACUACUGCCAGCUGCUCAAUAUCAACUGCCUAAACGAGGGAUUGUGUUUGAGUGUAAUUGGAGGAUAUCAGUGUAACUGUACCCCGGGAUGGAUGGGAGAGUUUUGCCAAUAUGUGAGCGAUGCCUGCCUGGUAAAACCCAACAGAUGUUUGAAUGGCGCUUCAUGCAUCACAACAAGUCAGCCGACGUCCCCGCCACAGUACAUCUGCAUAUGCCCUCAUGGAUUCACAGGAACACACUGUGAGACGGAGAUCAACGAGUGCCACUCCAACCCCUGCCGGCAUCAUGGCACAUGCUUUGACCUGGUUGGACACUACCAAUGCCAGUGUCCCACAGGUUUUCUGGGGAAAAACUGCGAAAUCGACAUAGAUGCUUGCCAACUUCCCAACAACACAUGUCCUCCAAAGUCUCAAUGUUUGGAUCUUUCCAACGGUCUAACGUAUACCUGCAGGGUGCCGUGCCCCCCAAGCCUUCAGCAGCCAUGUGCCAACGGAGGGCGCUGUGUGUUGAAUAGCGCCAACAGCUACACCUGUAUCUGCUCCCCUGGCUGGUCAGGGCAUAACUGUCGCACAAAUGUCAAUGACUGUGUUCAACAUUGGUGUCAAAACGGUGCCACCUGCGUCGAUAAGAUUGACGGCUACAGUUGCCUUUGUCCCAUUGGGUUCUCCGGGUCCUUCUGUGAAGAAGACAUUGAUUUCUGUGUGGGCCAUGGCUGCUCCGAACACGGCGUUUGCGUGGACCAGCAGUUGAACUUCACCUGCCGAUGCAUGCUUGGAUUUGAAGGGGCGCUAUGUGAAACAGAAACGGAUGAAUGCAACAGCUCCCCUUGUGCAAACAAUGCUACAUGCGAGGAUCUUGUCAGUGAUUAUCGAUGCCACUGUUCACCGGGAUUUGAGGGAAGGCGCUGCUCUGAGAAUGUGAAUGAUUGUUGGUCGCAGCCUUGUCUCAAUGGCGGCUCCUGUAUAGAUCUGACGAAUGACUACAUUUGUCAUUGUCCUCUUGGUUUUAAAGGAAAAGACUGCUCCAUAGAUAUUGACCUUUACUCCUUUGGGAUGUGCAGUGAACAUACGAUUAUGUGCACGGAAACAAAGGAUGGACACAAUGUGACCUGCACAUGUGAAAGAGGGUUUGGAGGGUCAUUGUGUGAAGUAAAUAUCAACGAGUGCGAGUCAAAGCCAUGCCAAAACAAUGGUGUUUGUGUGGACGGCAAUGACCUGUAUCACUGCUUCUGCCCACAGGGGUUUGGAGGGUCGAGCUGUGAAAUCAAUCACGAUGAAUGUGCUCAUGGGUACUGCGCCAAUAAUUCCACAUGUAUUGACUUAGUUGCAGACUAUGAAUGCAUCUGUCCAUUGGGAUUUGCUGGAAAAAAUUGCUCAGCUGUUCUCCAAACAUGUAUCACUGAUGUUGACAUCUGCAAAAAUGGAGGAACCUGUUUCUACAACUUGGCUGGAGAAAUGCAGUGCAUUUGCCCAACAGGAUACCAUGGCAGUGACUGCUCCUCGUCUGUGAGCCAAUGUGUGUCCAAUCCCUGUAACUCUGAGGGGACCAUCCGCUGUGAAGGUCUUGCAAAUACUUACACAUGUAUUUGUCAACAUGGCUACACUGGACCACGCUGUGAAAGCGCUAUAAACCAGUGUGUUGAUGGCCUGUGUCAACACGGAUCAACAUGCGAGGAUCUUUUCAGAGGCUUCAAGUGUGAUUGUUUACCAGGCUCAACUGGUCGCUUUUGUGAGCAAAACAUCGAUGACUGCAAGGGAAAUCCAUGUGGCAUCCUGAGUGUUUGUAAAAACACCAUCAGUGGCUACAAUUGCUUCUGUGCGCCUGGAUUUAUUGGUGAUAACUGUGAGAUGGAAGUCAAUAAAUGCCUCAGCCAGCCUUGUAGAAACGGUGGCUCCUGUGUGGAUGAUCUCAGUUCAUUUCGCUGCUUGUGCCCUCUUGGAUUCACAGGUGCCCGGUGUGAACUUCACAUUGAUGAGUGUGCUUCAUCACCCUGCAAGAAUGGCGCCACAUGCAUUGACCAACCUGGUAAUUACUUCUGCCAAUGUGUGGCUCCAUUUAAAGGUCUAAAUUGUGACUUCUUACCGUGUGAGGCCAGUAACCCCUGUGAGAACGGAGCCCUGUGUAUGGAAGAGUUGGACGAGGACCAUUACCCUUUGGGCUUUCGCUGUCGCUGCCGCCGUGGAUUCACAGGUCCCCGCUGUGAAAUCAACAUGGAUGAGUGCAGCUCCAGCCCAUGUGUCAAUGGGUUUUGUUAUGAUGUUGUAGAUGGCUUUUAUUGCCUUUGCAAUCCUGGUUAUGCUGGGCUGCGAUGUGAGAAAGACACUGAUGACUGCUUGAACAGUCUGUGCAGUCGCAACUCGAUAUGUAAAGACCUCCAUCUGAGUUAUGAGUGUGUGUGUCACUCCGGAUGGGAGGGAAAGUACUGCCAACAAGAAAUUGAUGGAUGUUUGUCACAGCCCUGCAAAAACAACGCCACCUGCACGGGCCACCUCGACGGCUACAAGUGUUUGUGCUCAUCGGGCUGGACUGGUGUGGACUGUGCUGAGAAAGUGAACGGGUGUGAAUCCAGGCCUUGUCUAAAUGAAGCUCAGUGUCAGGAGUCACAUGUACCCGGGGAAUACUUCUGCACCUGCCCCCCAUUUUUGAGUGGCCCCUUGUGCAACCAGUCUUAUGACCCAUGUGAUCCCAUCCACAAUCCGUGCCUGCACAACUCCACCUGUCUGACACGCUCCGAUGGAACGGCUUACUGCACAUGCCCGGCUGGAUAUGAAGGAAACCGGUGCGAAAGUGACACCGACGAAUGUAGCUUUAAUCCUUGCCAAAACCAUGGCGACUGUGUGAACGGGGUCAACGGUUACAGCUGUGACUGUCAGGUGGGCUUUUCUGGCCUCCACUGUGAAUUCGUCAAUAAGUGCUUCUCACAGCCUUGUCUCAAUGGUGGUACUUGUCAAGACUUCGCGGACGGGUUCCACUGCACUUGCCCUCCUGGUUAUUUCGGUGCCUUGUGUGACCUGAGUGGGAAUGACUUUUGUCAAGUUUCACCUUGCCUACAAGAGGGCACCUGCAUCAACAAGCCAGCAGGCUUUGAAUGCGUCUGUCGCCCGGGAUACUUAGGGGCACGGUGUGAAGUUAACAUUGAUGAGUGCAUUUCAAAGCCGUGCCAAAAUGGUGGGAGAUGUAUUGAUGAAGGCGAUCGAUACAGCUGCGUGUGCCCCAGUGGCUUUUUUGGCCCCAACUGUGAGAGCAACAUUGACGAAUGCUUGUCAGCACCCUGUUUUCACGGGAGCUGCCAUGAUGGAAUCUCUUCCUACUGGUGUCUUUGUGAAGCAGGAUGGAGUGGAAGCAGAUGUGAAACAAACAUUGAUGACUGUGCUUCUGAUCCAUGUUUGAAUGGAGGCUCAUGUAUGGAUCACAUAGGUGAAUACUCCUGCCUCUGUCAGGCUGGGUACACAGGAAAAGCCUGCGAGCAUGACACCGAUGCUUGCAAAAAAGUCGGACAAUUUUGUUCUAAUGGCGCGACAUGCAUUGAAGGAUCAAACUUCACUUGCAGCUGUCCUGCAGGUUUCAUGGGGAAUUUCUGUGAAGUGGAAGUUAACGAAUGCGCCUCAUCUCCCUGCCACAAUGCCGCCAUUUGCCAAGAUCUUAUAAAUAGCUACAUCUGCCACUGCCGGUCAGGUUGGACAGGCCUUCACUGUGAGGCUGACAUUAAUGAGUGCCUUCCACAGCCCUGCAACCAGGGGAUAUGCGUUCAGAAUGAUCCGGGCUACGGCUACACCUGUUUCUGUCGUCCUGGAUUUGUGGGGAGGAACUGUGAGCACAACUAUGAUGAUUGCCUCUUAAAUCCAUGUCCAGAAGCAUAUUCCUGCAUAGAUGGCAUCAACAAGGUCACCUGCCUCCCUCCUGCUACGGAUGCUGUUCCCUUGGAGACUGCACUGAAGAACAUCACUCGCGGCUUCACACCCCGUGUGCAAACACUAACACUCAGUCCCACGCCGGCAGCUGAGCAAUCCACAGAUUCAUACAUCCACUACUUUGGGGAUUCCUACCUGGAGUUUGAAGGGAUUGACCUCGGCCCCAUCAACAACAUCACUGUGAGAUUCCGGACUGAAGCAGACCAUGGGACUAUUGUUUACGUGGGUCAAGGACCAGCUGUCAAAGAUUCCGUCUUCAUGGAACUCUUCGUCAUGGACAGGCUGCUGCAGUACGUAUUUUCCUGCAAUGGGGAUAAAGAUGUUGGAUGGAUUAACACACACAUUAAUGUGCAUGACAGCAAAGUGCACAUUAUCAAAAUCAGACAACACCUGACCCCAUGUGAGGCUGAGAUCACCCAUUCCGGUCAUGAGAGAAUCAAAAGUGCAGCAAGUAAUUACUGGCCGGGACACAUAAUACGAAGAACAAACCACAUCUUUGUAGGUGGUUUGCCACAACGCUUCUCUGCCAGUCAGGAAAUGAAACCAUUCCACAACUUUACCGGCUGCAUUGAAAUCACUGAAUUUAAUAACGUCAGGAGUUUUUACACAUCUGAUGCCCUUGCCAACUGCAACACAAGACUGUGCAGUGUCAACAGAACGUCAUUUGCCACACAAGCACCAAAACCUCCCAUACCUGAAGCUUGUGGCGAUGGUUUUUGCCUCAAUGGUGGAACGUGUCAUAAACUGCAAGCUGGUACAUCAACAACUUCCUGUCACUGCCCACUCCAUUUUACAGGAACUUUUUGUGAAAAAGACACCAACGUAUACAUCCCAUCAUUCGAUGGCACGUCUUAUUUGGAGCUGCAGCCCCUUGCAUCCAUCCUCCAGUCUUCCGACAGCAAUAAUGUACCCCCUACAGUCAAGGACACCACCGUUAUUCUCCAUUUGACUAUGAAAACUCGAUCAACACAGGGCACUAUCCUCUACACUCAGGAGCAGAACUUUGGUAGUGCCUUCCUUCACGUGUUCCUUCAAGAUGGAAGUCCCAUUGCUGAACUUGGAUGCGGCACCAAACAUGUUCUGCACGUGGCAGCCAGCCAAACCAUCAACAAUAACCGAUGGAUACCAGUAACAAUCCGAUUCAGUCUGCCAGCCGGCAAACAAGCAGGGUCAUGUAUGAUUGAAAUUGCAGUAGAUAAUGGCCAGGCUCAGCAUCUCCAGGAACCCGUGUCACAGAGCGUGUCAGAGAGAACAUUUGGGCCUAUUUUUCUUGGCGAUGUUUCCUCCCACUGGGAUCUGCCUGACGAACUUGCAAAAAAAACAAGAUUUAUUGGAUGUAUCAGGCAACUUCAGGUCAACUCAAAGGAGAUAUUCCUGGUGGGGGAGGCCGUGAGAGGGAGGAACAUCGAGAACUGUGACCCACCAGUUUGUCAGCACCUGCCCUGUUGGAAUGGAGGAACCUGUGUCAGUGAGGCUGACGACUGGUUCUGCCAGUGCCCGCCACUCUACACCGGCCGCCUGUGCCACUUUACGACCUGCGAGCGCAACCCCUGCGGUCAUGGAGCCACAUGCGUCCCAAAGUCGCCACUGGAGGUCGUGUGUCUCUGUCCGUAUGGAAGACAAGGCCUACUGUGUGACCAAACUGUCAACAUCACCCGAGCAAGAUUCAGCGGAACUGACGAGUUUGGCUACACUUCUUUUGUGGCCUAUUCUGAUAUUCCCAGUCACAGUUUCUUUUAUGAGUUCCAUCUGAAGUUCACGCUGGUCAAUAGGUCAUCUGCUGUGAAAGACAACCUGAUCCUGUUCUCUGGGCAGAAAGGACAAGGCACAGAUGGUGAUGACUUCCUCGCUUUGGGGUUACGAAAAGGGCGGGUUCUGCAUAGAUUCAACCUCGGAUCAGGUAUAGCAACCAUUGUGUCCGAUCGACUGAACCUGCACGUGGACAUCCACACUGUCACGUUCGGAAGGUCCAACACCACUGGAUGGCUGAAGGUUGAUGGACAAAGGAACAGAACAGGCUCAUCUCCAGGACCCCUGCAAGGCCUCAAUGUUUUCAAGCAAGUCUUUGUAGGUGGAUAUAAUGAGUACACCGCUCAACUGCUGCCACUUGGCUCCAGGUUCCAUCAAGGCUUUCAGGGGUGCAUUUUUGAUGUGCGCUUUCGAACAAGAAGAAAUGGAACAUUCCAAGCUGUGGGCCAUCCAACCUUUGGGAGAAACGUGGGUCAAUGUGGGGUCAACCCUUGCGUUGAUGUCCAGUGCAGGAAUGGAGGAACAUGCGUGGACUCUGGUUCAUCUGUGCAUUGCCUGUGCCCUUUUGGAUGGAAGGGAGCUCUCUGUUCUGAGACUGUGUCGGUUUGUGAUGCCGCGCACACUCCCCCGCCUUUGUGCGCCCACGGUUCCACCUGCAUCCCUCUUCCAAAUGGAUAUACCUGUCAGUGCCCCUUGGGGAUGGCAGGACUCUACUGCGAGAAAGCUGUGAGCAUCAGUGAUCCAUUCUUCAGUGGAAAGCACUCCUCCUGGAUGUCCUUUCCCCCAAUGAAUAUAAGGCACCGGACUGUGUUGCAGCUGCAGUUCCAACCUUUAUCACCAGGGGGUGUCCUUGUGUAUGUUGCACAGCAUGUUGGGGACAGAGCUGGAGACUUCCUCUGCCUAUCCUUAACAUCCUCGUUUGUCCAGCUGCGAUACAAUCUGGGGGACGGCACCCACAUCCUUCAAACUGUCAACCAAGUGGACCUGCACACGAGAAACUGGCACACUGUCAAGGCAGGGCGGAUCGGUCAGCAGGGAUUCCUAAUCCUGGAUGGCAAAGAGGUCACACACGACGCCACCGGGGGGAUGAGCACCCUGGAUGUCACCACCAACAUCUUCAUAGGGGGCGUCUCCUCGAUGAUGUCCACAGACGCAACGGAAGGAGCAGCGGUGGGCUUCACCGGCGGCAUCCGGGAAGUCAUUCUAAACGGGCUUGAGUUGGAGUUGACGGAGAAAGGAGCUACGAGCGGAGCGAAUGUGGAAGACUGGGACGGGAGCGCCUGUGGAUACAAAGUGUGCCGCAAUGGAGGUCAAUGUAGGGCAACAGGAAGUGACUCCAUCACGUGUGAGUGCCCGCCAUCAUGGACCGGCCCAGUUUGCAACCAGUCUGUAAGCUGUGUCAACAACAUCUGCAAACAUGGCGCCAUUUGUGUGCCAGUUAGCGUCACAGCAUACCGCUGCAUUUGCCCCCUAGGGUGGGGAGGGAGGUACUGCAGCAGAAAGGUCGCCACUGACACUUUUACGUUUGUGGGACAAUCGUAUGUGAAAUAUCUUGAUCUGAAAUACAACAGGAGAAAUUUAAGACACACUCGGGUGUCUUUCAGCUUCCGCACAAACACAAGUGACAGUUUGAUCCUGUGGUUAGGGAAGGCGGGACAUGACGAUGAUGACUUCCUGGCAGUAGGACUUGAGAACGGACACCUGAAAGUCGCAGUUAAUCUCGGGGAAAGGGUUUCUAUCCCGGUGACUUUGACGAGUCAAACAUUGUGCUGCAACAGAUGGCACCACGUCUCCAUCGUAGUGAACAGUACGGUCAUUCAAGCCGACUUGAACCAGAAGAGGGUUCUUAAUGAAGACGUGGACCCACUUGGACGAUAUGUUGCCUUGAACUACGGCGGGCAGAUGUACUUUGGAGGAUUUGAAAUGGGCACAAAUGUGUCAGUCCUGACAUCAGGGUUGUUUUCAUGUGGAUUUCAAGGAAGUCUUAGAAAUGUUUUCUUCUUUGACGAACCACUUAGGUUUUUCCAAAGCAGUGAGGGCUUUAAUGUCCAUGAUGGCGGUGAGACAUAGAGGGGAAGAUGCUGAUAGUCUUAUUUAAGGGCUACAACAUUUAAUCAUUCGAUGAAAAAUCGAUUAUCCAGGUAAUUGACAAUUAUUUGGGGAUUUGACUCAUCUCUAUAUCAUCUGAUUUCGGCCUCUCCGAUGUGAAUAUAUUUUUCAUUUUCCUUAGUAAUCCAUGAAAGCAGACCUAUUGUAUUUUGAUAUUCACACACAUCAACUUCAUCCACGUUUGUAUUUGUGAGUGUUUUGUGUACAUUUAACAGACUGGAAACAGCGUUUCAGUGAAUGAUUGUAUCUUUAAUAUAUUUACUGUACACAGAAAUGUGAGUUCUUUUUAUA